Molecule: messenger RNA, 855 nt
Organism: Sesamum indicum (sesame)
Lineage: Eukaryota; Viridiplantae; Streptophyta; Magnoliopsida; Lamiales; Pedaliaceae
Product: microsomal glutathione s-transferase
Cellular component (GO): endoplasmic reticulum; nuclear envelope; membrane
Molecular function (GO): glutathione transferase activity; glutathione peroxidase activity
Source: RefSeq, a predicted model, not a curated record
CAUAACCCGUUUACGAUCCUGCCUUGGGAGAAAAGCUAAAGCCAGCUAAACCAAGAGUAGCUACUGCUCGAAAGCUCCGCUAUAAACAUCGAAACCAAAGUGGUGAUCAUCCUCACUGAACCCAUUAAAAUCUCUUCGUUUGUCGAGAAAAUCUCCAAUAUCAGCAUUUCUUUCCCAGCUUCCCCUUAAUCUGAAAGGGUGAAUUUCCCCAUCAAUCAAGAGAACAGGAUGGCUGGAGUGGAAUUACUGCCAAAAGAGUACGGAUACGUGGUCCUUGUUCUGGUUGCCUACUGCUUUCUCAAUUUCUGGAUGGCUUCGCAAGUGGGCAGAGCCCGCAAUAAGUAUAAGGUGUUUUACCCGACCAUGUACGCCACGGAAGCUGAAAGCAAGGACGCCAAGCUCUUUAACUGUGUCCAGAGGGGGCACCAGAAUUCACUGGAAAUGAUGCCCACGUUUUUCAUGUUGAUGAUAUUGGGAGGAAUUAGGCACCCUGUGAUUGCUGCAUCACUGGGAGCUCUUUACACUGUUACGCGUUUUUUCUAUUUCAAAGGCUACUCCACUGGUGAUCCUAAGAAACGUCUUUCGAUCGGGAAAUAUGGUUUCUUGGCCAUGCUUGGGCUUAUGGUUUGCACAAUUUCAUGUGGAGUGCAUAUGCUUAUUGAUUAAAAGGCUGUAAGUUAUUCUACAAUGUAAUAGAAAUUGUUGUUUCGGGAACUUUGACCUCAUGCCAAGUAGCACUAGCUAAGGAUGUUCUUCGACCUAGUUUUCUCCUUGUCUUCUUAUAUCAAUAACACGGUUUAUACUUGAUCUGUCACAAUUCUAAGGUUGUCCAUUAAUCAUUUUUUUUUUCUAGUA